Messenger RNA from Daldinia decipiens, 855 nucleotides. RefSeq lists its product as uncharacterized. The record is from RefSeq and is a predicted model, not a curated record. The transcript has 3 exons. The coding region runs from base 116 to 712 and encodes 198 amino acids. Lineage: Eukaryota; Fungi; Ascomycota; Sordariomycetes; Xylariales; Hypoxylaceae.
CUGCCUUUACUCAUAACUUAACUUAGGUACCUCUCUUCCGAAUCAGAUCAUUCCUUUCACCUCACCAGUAUAUUAUCUUAUAUUAAUUAAUUAAUUACUCCAUACAUAAGCAACUAUGCGAGUCCUCACAGCUUUACUCGUCGGCCCGGCCGUCACUCUCGCAGCAGCCAUCAUACCGCGCGCAUCCGUCCCAGAGGGUCCCUGGACUGCUGGCGUCUGGAGAAUGCCCACCGACGACAACACCUUUUUCAACGGCAACGACAUCAAUGCCAGCGGCGGAAAGUUCUACGUCAACAAGAACACGUCCGCCUACUGUCCCGGGGAUGUAGAAAACCUCGACUGCUCUCUUUAUCCGGGAUCCAAGACCGUAUUCACAGGCGGCAACAACACCUUAUUCCUAGAUGUUGGAGUUCCAGGCGGACAGCAAGUCUACGUCGCAGGGGACGGCUCGCUGUCAUACACCGUAGCGCAUUCCGGGGCGAUGCCCGAGGGAUCCGUUUCCACCGGCUUCCAGAGACAGCGGAGCGAGGCGUUUGGAGCUCCUGUAGUGUUAAGCAGCAGCGCAAAGUCCUGGUUGAUGUGCCCAGUUAGCGAGGGCGAGCCAAGAGAGAGAACCUAUCAGAUAUACGUCGGCCAGGGAACUGAGGACUGCUUAAAUACUGCCGUCAGGACUUACACAUCCUCUGGGCCGGAUGCUUGGCAAUACGCAUGAUCAACCUACGAUUAGUGAAUGUUCAGACUAUGGAUAGGUGAGGGCGAAAACCUAGGAGAGGCCACUUAGCGAGCCGUUACUAGACCAAAUUAUGUUGUAGAUAGUCAAGAAAACAUGUUCAUCACCUAAUACUAUGCAAUAUU